Messenger RNA from Equus quagga, 4291 nucleotides. RefSeq names its product CGG triplet repeat binding protein 1 (gene CGGBP1). The coding region runs from base 424 to 927 and encodes 167 amino acids. The transcript is spliced from 2 exons. Gene Ontology annotation, cellular component: nucleus. NCBI's taxonomy places the organism in Eukaryota, Metazoa, Chordata, Mammalia, Perissodactyla, Equidae. Gene Ontology annotation, biological process: regulation of transcription by RNA polymerase II. The record is from RefSeq and is a predicted model, not a curated record. Gene Ontology annotation, molecular function: double-stranded DNA binding.
CCCCGUCCCCGCCCGGGCGGGCCUUCGGCGCGGAGGCAGCGCGGCGGCCGCCUGGAGGCCCGGGCGCGGCGCGGUCCCCCCGAGGGCGCGGUCUGCAGACGGCGGUGUGCGGCGGCGCUACGUUCCUCUCCGUCCUCCGUCCGCCCCUGUGCCGCCCCCUCCCCCAUGUUUCUUUCUGUUUGUUUUCCGUGUUUUACAGUAAAGGCAUGACUUCCUGGCAUCGCAGGGAAAAUAGGGUGCAAGCCCAGAAACUAUUUCCCCACCACCACUUGUUGAAAAACUGAUUGGAGGGCAUCUCCGGGCUCGAACAAACGAAAAGUGCCGGGGUUUCCUGCGUCUCUGGAUUUGCGCUGGAGACGCUUCGCUGUUAGGUAUCAAGACGAUAAAAACUGGAAACUAAUCCGAACCUUAUUCAAAGUCAGAAUGGAGAGAUUUGUAGUAACAGCACCACCUGCUCGAAACCGUUCUAAGACUGCUUUGUAUGUGACUCCCCUGGAUCGAGUCACGGAGUUUGGAGGCGAGCUGCACGAAGAUGGAGGAAAACUCUUCUGCACUUCUUGCAAUGUGGUUCUGAAUCAUGUUCGCAAGUCUGCCAUUAGUGACCACCUCAAGUCAAAGACUCAUACCAAGAGGAAGGCAGAAUUUGAAGAGCAGAAUGUGAGAAAGAAGCAGAGGCCCCUAACUGCAUCGCUUCAGUGCAACAGUACUGCGCAAACCGAGAAAGUCAGUGUUAUCCAGGACUUUGUGAAAAUGUGCCUGGAGGCCAACAUCCCACUUGAGAAGGCUGAUCACCCAGCCGUCCGUGCUUUCCUGUCUCGCCACGUGAAGAAUGGAGGCUCCAUACCUAAGUCAGACCAGCUGAGGAGAGCAUAUCUGCCUGAUGGAUACGAGAAUGAGAAUCAGCUCCUCAACUCACAAGAUUGUUGACAAGGAGGCUACCACCAUUGUGAUCAAGAUAAAUAAUGUGGAGUAUUAAAGUUAUGUGUUGAUUGUGUGGUUCAUUUUUAUAUUUAUUUCAUUUAAAAUCAUGUGAUGCAGAAUAGUUUUGCAAUGUGUAUAUAGUUGCAGGCAAAACAAAACAAAAACCUCACUGCAAACUUCUUGUUAAUUUUAGUCACCAGUGGUGUAAAGCAAAACUUAGGGUUUAGAGUGUGCUAGGAUACCUGAAACCUGAUGGUUAUCUUUCAAAUUGAUGGUUUUUCUCCUGAAAUGUUUGUGCAUGGAAGAACUGCCCUGCUUUUUUACCCUGUUGCCAUGUAUGAUUAUUCCUUGUGAGAUUACUUAAUUACUUGGAUUGAAGACUAGCCUAGGAAAUUGAAGCUGCUGCCAGGCAACACCACUCACAAUAACUUAAAGGAAUUAUUUCUGAUCAGAGGAUCCUCUUCAAAAAGGAAGGGCUGGUGGGAAACUUGUAUCUUCAGAUCCCUAGCAGAAAAUGUGUUCAUUUCAGGCUAUGCUUUACUUGUAUAUGAUGUAGUUACCUUGACUGUCCUUCAGUUCCUCACUGUCUUUUUCCUCUUUUGUAAAGGUUUAUUGUAUUUAGUAGCAGCUUCAAGUGACCAAAAGACUAAAAUCUUUCUUUUAAUGUCAGUGCCAAAAACCAUGGGGAAUUUUGCAGUGACAUGAUUUUAGUCUCUUAUUGUAAACGCAUUCUUGAUCAACAGCUUUCAUUUCAAGCAUCAUCUUGAAUUUGCAAGCUUUUUUUGUGUGUGUCUUGAUGUUAAAAGACUUCAGGAUUGGCAUUUUAAUUUAAACAGACCUUUUAUGAUUGAGUUUCCUGUUUUUGCAGAGAAGUAUUAAUUACUUUCUGGCUGACAGAUCAGAUAAUAAGGAAAUUACCUUCUAUACAUUAAUUUUUCCAUAGGGUUUUAUAAGAGUUUAUUUAGGUAAAUAGACUAGAAAGAAAGUAUACUUACUUUCACUUUCAUGUGCUUUGCCUCUGGUGGUGCAGAGUUUUUAAACAUGGAUGGUAAACAAUUGUCUAGAAAUAAAACAAGGUUUUUGUAGUAGAGAUCCGGCAGUAUCCUGCAUAACUGUUUGGGUGAGGAAAUAGUUCUGUUAAAGGUCAGCCACGUUCAGGAAAUGAUCUCCAUCUGAACCUCACUGUCCUGUCAGAGUAUCAGUAGCUCAGCCCAGUUGUAUCCUGUAUAUCAGAGACCGGAAUUAGAUUUUUAAAAAACUAAACAGCUGAAAACUUGGACUGGAGCUUUAAAAAAAAGUCAAUUUCUUUGAAAACAUUCAAGUUAAAAAUAUUUAUAAAAUAUAUUUCUGUUACAAAGCACUGACAAAUGAUGCCCUAUGUGACUUGGAGUUAUCUUUGAGGUCAUUUUACCACAAAUCAUUUUUUAAAAAACUGAAGUGAAUAAGGAAAAAGGUGGAUUUUAUAUUUUUCAGAAACAGCUCUCCGUGUCUCAGUCUCCCUUACAGACUUGAAGUCCCUAGUUCAGGUUGUCAAACUGCUCAUCUGAUUUUAGAUUUUAUGUGGGGUUUUUUGUUUUUAUUUUGAACGACCAGUGUUUCUCAUGUCCAGUUAUGUUAAAGUAGCACAAUAAAUGCCCAGAGCAGUGCUCUCGUUGAUAAGGCACAUCCGUGAGGACGCCAGCAGUAAAACAGUCAAAUAUUCUUUGCUUUUACUUCCUUUAGUAAAGAAUUUGUAGGCAACCAUGUUUGAAUUAUCUAAAGAUAGAAGAUCUAAGAAGCUAGGAAAAUAAUUGAGUUUUAUAGCACUAUUUUCAGAAUACAAAAACAAGGUUAGAUAUACAAUCAUUUUAAUUUUUUGAAGUUCCAUGUGAUUCAGACUGCUCCCUGUUUGAAUAUGAAUUUGCGCUAACAGCAAACACACAGUAGCAGAACAGCUUUGAGUAGUCCUGAGCAGUAAAUUGGACGAUGUUGCGCUGGGAAAACAGCAAUAGUUCACAUUUGAGUUUCUAUUGUUAUUACUGAUUUGAUGAUCGUUUAGGUCCCAUGUACCUUGAUGUGUUUCUCCAGGCUCCUAACUAUUGCCAUGUACACUAUCUAGGGGCAUAAUCCAUCCUCCCGUUGGGAUUGUAUCAUGUCCUUAGAAGCGUUUUCCAGCCUGUUGUGGAGGUUUAGUGUGUUUCUUUACUGAUUAUGAAACUGUUCAUUCCCUGAAACUGGUUAACUUUGUCUCAUGGUGAAAUAGAUAAAGCAGAGUGAUUGUUAUAGCCUGCUCAAACUGGUACAAAUCGGUGAAACCACGGUUGGCAUAUGUUAGAUAACAGAUGAGAAUGUCUAAGAGGCAUAUGCUGCUGUGGAGGUGCAGUGGACGUGUGUACAGAAGCUUUCAAUCUUUAUAGUGUUAGUGUAAUGCUAUACUAUUGGAAAAAUAGCAGUUUUUUCUAUUUUAUAAGUUGUAUGCAGAAACUUAAGAUUUGUAAUGUUUCAUUUAUAAACUGCCUUCUUCAACACAUGCUUACCUGUUAAUAGUGUUUUCUUGAGGUAUAGUAGUAUGUCUUCCAGAAUUUCACUAUAUGCUCACAGUAAGUAGUUCCUAGCUUGUUGAAAUGUUAAAUUCCCUGUUGGUUUCUUUUGAUUCUGUGGGGCAUAUAGCAAGCGUGAAGGACAUUGUGAUCAUUUCUUACAGGGUGAAAAUUUAGAAAGAUCGUGUAUGAGAGCCUAAACAGUUAUUUUAUUCAUUGUCAUCUUUGAGUAAGACUUUUUUUUUUCUUUAAACAAAUGCUACUUCCAGUUAAUGCAUUUAGCCCUAUGGAAUUUUCAGGGACCAGAAAACUUUAAAGAAAAAGUUCUGCAUCUUACGCUUGUAAGCAAUUAAAUAUCGGCUUGGGAUUGUUCUGUAGUAUUCAUUGCUUAAAAACUAUUGUAAGUAACAGUUGGCAAGAUCUCCAAGCAGAAAAUUCCAUGUUAAAACUUUGGCUUGAAAGAAUUUGUGUGUGAAUGUUAAUGGAAAACACAUUUAAACAGAAUAAAAUUUAAGGUGGCCCAGAACGAAAGCCACAAAUGAGUGGUCAUUUGGUGCUUAGUCUUUGUAAGGGCUCUCCAUGGUUUGACUUGCUCCAACUGCCUUUCAAUGAGGACACGUCCACUUAAAGCAUGUUCAUCAAAUACAAGACUCGUUCUACAAUUUCAUUGGAAAUCUUAGCCUGAAAUGAAUUGCUUUAGCACUGAUUGAAGUGUGAAUAGUGGAGUGGCUAUCCUAAACCUUGGUUUAUCUCAGUUCACGCUAUCAGAUUUCUGAGGUAACACAGUUCUUACCCAGUGGUAAUCUACUUGUAGCCAGAAUACUGUAUUCAUUAAAAUUGGACUAUGUUCA